Messenger RNA from Pectinophora gossypiella (pink bollworm), 1111 nucleotides. It is a transcript of the gene Spf30, whose product is annotated as survival of motor neuron-related-splicing factor 30. Gene Ontology annotation, cellular component: precatalytic spliceosome; nucleus. NCBI's taxonomy places the organism in Eukaryota, Metazoa, Arthropoda, Insecta, Lepidoptera, Gelechiidae. Gene Ontology annotation, molecular function: RNA binding. The transcript is spliced from 4 exons. Gene Ontology annotation, biological process: regulation of alternative mRNA splicing, via spliceosome. Bases 130 to 846 code for a protein of 238 amino acids. The record is from RefSeq and is a predicted model, not a curated record.
UCAAACAUCGAUGGUCGUGUCUUGUGUGAGUGUGCGUCGCAUCAUUAUCAUAAAUAAAUGUGAAACAGUGAAGUUAUUGCAAAACAGUAUCGCUUAAUACGGGAACAAAUAUCAACAAUCACUUAAGCGAUGGCUGAAGAUUUGAGAAAUUACAAUCUACAACUACAGCAGGUGGAAGCAGCUUUACUUACCGACCCUCAGAAUGAGGAGCUGCUGAAGCUGAAAGCGGAUCUGGAAGAAGUAAUUGAAUUGACAAAAGAUCUAAUAAAGACCCAGGAAGGUAACUCCAAAGUGCCCAAUAUUCAUGGUUCUAGUAAUGACGAUGAUGUUACAGCGUCCCUGUUGGCGGCCGAAGGAGCUUCCGAAAGGCCGCAGACUUUAUGGAAGGUUGGAGAAAAGUGCUUAGCCAAGUGGAGAGCAGAUGGAGCGUUCUAUGAAGCUCUGAUUGAAGAGAUAGCUGAAGAUAGCCUCAAAGUAAAGUUUGAUGGCUACACAACCCUAGAAAAUGUUUCCUUGCUGGACAUCAAACCCUUAGGAACUGGUAUUAAAAGGCCGGCUGAGAGUGACGAGGGCAAGCAUGGAAAAGGUUAUAACAGAGAAUACUUGAAGAAGAAGAAACAAAAAAAACAACAAAGAUUUAAGCAAAUUGAAGAGGAGAGAGAAAGUGAGAAAAACAAAUGGCUUUCCUUCAAUACUAAAGCUGCUAAAAAGCCAGGAGUGAAGAGUAAAAGCAUUUUUGCUUCUCCAGACAACCUAACUGGUAGAGUUGGAAUUGGAACUUGUGGCAUAUCUGGGAAACCAAUGACUGAGUACACACCUGGUGAAAAGUGGAAGAAGGGUGGAUAAUAAAUACUCUUACAAAUAGUUUCAUGUUUUUAGUAUAAGUUAUGGUUAUUCAUAGUUUUAAUGUUCUUACAUAGCCAUUUGACUGUUUAGUAAUACUGAAAAACAUUGCCUUUGAUGUGCUGUUACCCACAACUGAGAUGUUUAUAUUAAAUAAAACAUGGUCAAGAUUGAGUACAUAUUAUACUCAUAUAAUUCGAUGCGUGAAUUCUAUGUAAAAACCAAAGUUGUGACAGAACUAUAAAUAAAUUCAGAUUAAAGAUUUGAA